AUGGCGAUCCGCGAGCACUAUGUGUUGUAUUCGUAUUGGCGCAGUAGCUGCUCAUGGCGUGUACGUAUCGCCUUGGAAUGGAAGAGCAUUCCAUUCGAAUACCGCACGGUGCACCUUCUGAAGGGCGGCGGCGAGCAGUUCCAGGACGAGUAUACGGCGCUCAACGCGAAUCAGCGUUUGCCGACACUCGUGAUGGACGGCCACGUCUUGUCACAAUCCGGUGCUAUCCUCGAGUUUCUGGAGGAGACGCACCCAGAACAGCCACUGCUGCCAAGUGACCCCUUUGCUCGUGCACAGGUGCGCAACUUGUGCGCUAUCAUUGGCUGCGACGUCCAGCCGAUUCAGAACUUGGCCGUGCAGCUCAAGGCGACUGAGGACCUCCCGGAGGAACUUCGAGCUGCUAAGAAACAGCAGUGGUCACACUUCUGGAUUGAGCGAGGAUUCCAAGCUCUCGAGGCCGAGUUGGUUAAGACUGCUGGCACGUUCUGCUUUGGAGACAAAGUCACACUUGCUGAUCUGUACCUGCAGCCGCAAGUUUACAACGCCAAUCGAGUCGGCGUGGAUAUGGCAAAGUACCCGACCAUUGCUCGUAUCACUGCAGAACUGGAAGCCAUACCAGCGUUCCAGAGAGCUCAUCCGUCCCAGCAACCUGAUGCUGCUGAAUGA
This is a messenger RNA of Peronospora matthiolae, 666 nucleotides long. The record is from the annotation of a GenBank genome assembly. NCBI's taxonomy places the organism in Eukaryota, Oomycota, Peronosporomycetes, Peronosporales, Peronosporaceae.